AUGUGGCAGCCUGACCCAACGUGCCGCACUCCUCAUAGCAAACAAACACUGUUUCGACCUCCUUGCAUCCUUAAGGCAAUCGGUGCGAUGCAUGCGUUCCGGGUUGCACGACUGCGUGCGGCCCUCUGCAUCCGAUCAGCAGUACAAGCACUCGAUUACGCGUGCUGGCAGCAAAAGCCUGUGUUGCUCUUACUGUCUUGA
Messenger RNA from Baudoinia panamericana UAMH 10762, 201 nucleotides. RefSeq lists its product as uncharacterized. The record is from RefSeq and is a predicted model, not a curated record. The transcript has a single exon. Bases 1 to 201 code for a protein of 66 amino acids. NCBI's taxonomy places the organism in Eukaryota, Fungi, Ascomycota, Dothideomycetes, Mycosphaerellales, Teratosphaeriaceae.